AUGCUGAAUCCUUGUGACUUGCAAAUCCACAUUAAUGAUGAGGAGAUAUUCCUUUUGAACAAGAAGUUAAUAUCAAAAUACUGUGGAAGAAUGAAGAAACUCUUGAAUUAUGAAAAGAGAAGAUGUCAUGUCAAGAAACUGAGCAUUGAAAUCAAUGAUUUCCCCGGAGGGCCAGAAGGGUUUGAGAUGGUUUCAAGAUUCUGUUACAAUCAUGGCAAAAUCCCUUUCAGUGUAUCCAAUGUGCUUAUCCUCCAUUGUUGUGCCCUUUAUCUUGAAAUGACUGAAGAGGUCUUAAGCAACAAUCUCUUACUACAAACAGAAACCUUUCUUGAGGGAAUCUAUUACUGGACAUGGAAUGAAAUACUUGCAAGUCUUAAGAAUUGUGAGCUUUUUUAUACAUAUGCAGAUAGCUAUGGUCUCUUAGAGAAGAUCAUUUGUGCACUCUUAGAAAAGAUUGCUCAAAAUUCUGAUGGAAACCUUCUCAUUUUCCCAUCUUCAUCAUCCCCAUCUUCUCCUGAAAGCAAUUCUGCCAAGAGAUUCUCUUCUUCAACCCAAAUUACUCCAAAGACAAUCAAGUCAACUUUGCCAAACAAAGCAUGGUGGUUUGAGGAUUUGGCUACUUUACCCUCAAAGAUCAUUGAGAAGUUUCUUCACAGUAUUGGGGCUUAUAAAACAAACAACAAGAACUUAAUUAUCACAAGAUUUCUGCUUCAUUAUCUGAAGACAGUGACUCCAACAAGAGAGGUUAGUUGCAAAAACAGUAGUGAGUAUGCUGGUCUUGCAGAAACUGCUGCUUAUGGGGUAAUGUUUGUUGGUAAUCAGAGUUUUUCUUGCAGAGGCCUUUUUUGGGUAUUAAGGAUUGUAUCUAAGUUUGGAAUGAGUAGAGAUUGUAGAAUUGAAAUGGAGAAAUUGAUUGGUGGCAUGCUUGAGCAAGCAACUUUGGAUGAUCUACUAGUCUCUGGGGAUCAUAUGGGACUUUGUUAUGAUGUUAAUUUUGUUAUAAGAUUGAUUCAACUAUUUGCUGAUUUCAAUGGCUCUGAUGGGGUGAAACUGAAAAAAGUUGGUAGAUUAAUUGACAAGUAUUUGACAGAGAUAUCCCCUGAUCAGAACCUCAAGAUCUCUAAAUUUCUUGGAGUUGCAGAAUGUUUGCCUGACUCUGCCAGAGAUUGUUUUGAUGGGGUCUACAAAGCCAUUGACAUCUAUCUUGAGUCCCAUCCAAUGGUCACAUUUGAGGAUAGGUCAAGAUUAUGUAGAUGUCUUAAUUACAAUAAACUUAGCUUUGAAGCUUGCAAGGAUCUUGCCAAGAACCCCAGAAUACCUCCAAGGAUUGCAAUGCAGGCUCUUAUUUCUCAACAAACAAAAAUGACAUCAAUUGACUGUGCAAUUGAUGAAAGUGAAAUCAUGGACCCUUCACAAAUCAUUUUGUACUAUGAAGCCAACACAGACAGUUUCUUGGAAGAGAAGGAUGAUAUGAAACUAAACCUACAGAGAAUGCAAUGGAGAGUAAGAGAAUUGGAAAAGUUAUGCAGGGAUAUGAAGGUUCGGAUGUCAAGUUUCCCUAGCCAUAAUGUCUUGCUUAAUCCUUCUCGUGUCCCAAGAUUUUGUUAA
This is a messenger RNA of Gastrolobium bilobum, 1608 nucleotides long. RefSeq names its product BTB/POZ domain-containing protein At1g50280-like. The coding region runs from base 1 to 1608 and encodes 535 amino acids. The record is from RefSeq and is a predicted model, not a curated record. Lineage: Eukaryota; Viridiplantae; Streptophyta; Magnoliopsida; Fabales; Fabaceae. The transcript has 3 exons.